UUGUGCCACCGUUGACAGUUUAACACACUUAUCGAUAUGUACACGGUAUGCAUACACAGAUGGCUUUAUCUACACCUGUCGUUUUUCAAAAUUGUAAAUUUGAUUGUGUGAGUCUAAUUUUUUUAGAAAAUUGUAGCUGUUGAAACACAUAAAAAAGUGUUUCUGGUGCAAUCAUAGACAGGAUAAACCAGUAGGCCUGUAAGAUGGAAACAGCGAACACGUUCAGACCAAACUCAACGAAAGCUGCCUUAUGGAAACAGGUCGACGAGCAGAGUGAUGUAUGCGAUUUCACCAUCAAAGUUGGAGAUUGGGCAAAGAGAUUUCAUUCUAGUAUUAUGAUGGCGAGCCCAUUCUUUCAGUGUGUCAUUGAUAGCGAGUUCAUGUUGUGUAAGCCAGCAUGCAUCGAGCUUACUGCUACGGGCGCUUCAUCUGCUGAAAUGACGAUAUUGUUCUUGUAUGGCAAGUGCCCUACACUGACCGAGGCAAACAUCAACGAGAUGUUCAGUCUUGCCGAAUUCUUGCUCAUACCAAACCUUAAAGCACUCUGUGUAAAAUUUGCUCAGUGCAUAACCAUAAGCAAAGAAAACGUAAUAGCCCAACUUAAACUGGCAUCACUUUACGAAUUUGAUCACCCGCGUGCUCUCGAGUAUGUUCACAGUCAUCUCGAUGAUCUUCUGGAAGACGAUUCUCUUAUACCAGCUUCGAAAGACUUCAUUCAGUCUCUGUUUGCUAAUGAAACGCUUCGGUAUAUUUCAAUGGACACUAGACUACACUUUUUGAUACGCUGGACUAAGUAUGAUGCAAUGGAGAGGAAACGUAUAUUUCAAGAUUUCGUUGCAUUACUAGAUAUUAUUCAGUUAAGUGAGCAAGCUCUUCGUAGCGCUGCAACUGAACUAGGAGAACAAUGUUGUGCAAACUUAUUACAAAUCAAUGAAGGUUUAGAACGCUUCAAACCGCGGGAAAUAAUUGCAACUAUCUCAAGAUACAGUUCUUACCCUUCCAAAUGGUAUGACAUAAAUAACGAUCAAUGGAUGAAUCCUUCGGUGCCCAUCGACACGCAAAAUACUAAUAGACAUAACUUCACCUUUGCUUGCGCUCUCAACCCAUUUUCAUAUGGCGUAUGCUUUCCCUCGAAAAUAGAAAUUGUUGAUGUGUUGACAAAUUCUUAUAAUAUUGUAAAUUUAUCAAAUGAAAGCACUGACAUAUUUGAACAUGUUUGUGCAAACUCCAGUACAGUUUUAGCAACUUCGUUUCAAAAGGUGAAAGUUCUUAAAAGUGAAGAACAGAUAAAAGUCGACGAAAAUAUCCGCGCUUAUCAAGCUCAAGCAAUGAUGCUUCAAGGUGUUCCUUUGCAUUACAUUUUGAUGUCGCUUAAUGAGGUAUCACCAACAGCAACGGUACGUAAAAUGAUGCUCCAUAUUGGGAACAUAGAAGCGUCAUCUACCGACGUUGCAAUGAGACCACUAUUUACUUUAAACUCCUCUGAAAAUGUCAAGGUUUAUAUUAACACAGCACACACUUGCGCGAUUGUGAACAAAAAAAAUAUUAUUCUAUUUGAUACCUUGACAUAUCAAAUGGACACGUUUGAAAAGAUCAACAUAACCAAUUCAUAUCAGGUAGUACCUCAUGGUGAUGGUUUCGUGCUUCAUGACGACACGCACGCAGUUUGCAUACAUAAAGUAUUUGGACCAUGUCUCAAGGAGAGAUAUAUCUUUAGAUCGUUUACUUUACCACAGGACAGGGAUAAGGACGGCCAUGUUCGACCCGGUCGAUUCCAAUAUCGACUGAUAGGUGAUUUGUGGAUCCGCGGUAAACAAUAUGAAGAAAACGUUUUUGAGAAGUCUUUGGAGAGAUUUACUCUUCAUUGGGUAGCCGAUCCGAACACCUUCACUUGGAAACAGUGCUCUAAGACAUACGUCAUAGGUGACCUGUUUUCAAGUCUUACAACUGCCAUGCUGCUGAGGGUCCCUAUGGAAAAACUCAGAUGCCACAUUGAUUGCCCGCAUUGCAAGGCGUUGCAGAAGACACGACAAACUUAUGAUACGAACGAUUUUGCCUACGAAAGAAGACAGUGCUUAUGGAAAGCGGAUGAAAAUGAUUCAGACGAUGCAAGUUUUGGUAAAUACGAACCUAAACGAACAUAUUAUGCGGAGUAUGACGAUGAGUAUUACGAUGAUGGUUAUAAUUAUUAUGACUCAGAUUAUUAUUAUUACGACUCCUCGGAUUGAGCCUUAACUAGGAUUUCUGAUUCCAAACAUGACAUUUUUUUAUAAAUGAACCCCGCUCUGUGUAAAGGGGGUUUAAUGCAUGUGACAUCCCAGAUAAGCCUGUGAUGUCCACACAGUCUUAUCAGGGACGACCCUUUCACCUUGUAGGAUAAUUUUCGUUUAAAGAAAGUCUCUUCUUAGCAAAACUCCAGGUUAGGCGGAAAAUGUCAUUUAUGAUUAGACUGUGCGGAUGACACAUGCAUUUAACCCUCUUUUCACAGAGCACGGCUCAAAUGGAUAUGACUGACAAAAUAUGUUAGUCGCUGUCAUUAUGCGUACUUAAAGAUAAUUGGAUCCAGUGUUAUUAAUUAGAGGUUAAUACCUCGUUGCUUGAGGGCCAGAAGUGAUAAUCGGCCCGCAGAGUGAAUAAUCGCCCCGAAGGCCAUAGGCGAUGGUAUUUACGUUUUUAAUACUUAAUCCCCGUUAACUGUACUAUUUAUUACAGAACCAGCUUUCCGAACUUUAAUUUUCAUUCAAUUGAUCGUAUGACGUAUUUAUGACGUAACACAUGUGACGUAAUUUCUGUGACGAAACACAGUUUUAGCUUGACUCUGGAUUUUAGGGACAACAAUUCCGUCGUGGAGGGUUAAUAUUUAACAGUUAAAUAUUUUUAGCAUCGAACGAAUCCAAAACUUAUUUCGGAUUGACUUUUGUGUGUUUGUCAUGCAUUAUAAUAAAUCAAUUUUGUUUAAAUCGUUUAAAAAGUGUGAUUUAAAAUCAGUUUAAAAUAAUUACGGAUGUUAUUACAAAAAAAGGACGCACUAGCACAUCUUUGUUAUUUUAUUAUUAUAAACAUCGGAUUUAAGUUGUCGAGGUAAUUGUUUCUUUAACUAUACAUUUUGCUGUUGGAUGAUUCCUGUUAAAGCUCAAAUAGAGGCAUAUAUCUAAUGUACAGAAGAGUUUCAGUUUCAAUCGAUAUUUGUAUUAUCCAAACUGUGUGCUACGUGUCGUUAACAUUAUGUUCGAUUCUUUCUUUGAGUUGUGGUUAAUUGUAUUGAUCACCGUUGGCUGAGACUGAAUGUGGACGCCAUUUUGUUAUUACGUAACGCGUUGGCCGUAACUUAACGUGCUUUAGCUCCGGGCUGAUUAUCGACUAUCAACAUUUUUCCCUGCUGGGCCAAACGUGAUAAUCACCUUGCUUUGACCGAUAAUCACAUGCAUUCGAGUCAAUUUUGUUACUUAUAUAUAUAUUAACAUAUUAAGUAUUAAAGUGAUAUUGCUUGAAUCCGACAUAGCUCGUCAGUAAUAACCUUGGAAGUGGCGUUUAAUAAUACAUUGAUAUCAACAUAAGUAGUUACAUGGACGAAAUGAAAACAAUCUGAUCGCAUCAUAGUCGUUAUCGCUGUUUGUACGUGGCUGUUUAUCUACCAAUCGACUUCGUAAUUGAUUUCCGCUUCAGAUCUAUAUCUAACCGAUGACAAGGUGGACAAUCGUUACGACACUGGAGUAAUCGCGCGGGAAAAUUUACCGUAACAAUUUAUGGUAAAAUUAUUUUUCCAUUCGCUCUGGUAACGUCACAACACAUGGUGCAUUAGAACUUGCACAUCAAUAUUUGUAUAUGAUUUUCAUCGAUUAUUGCAAUAGCGUUUUCUAUGUUAAACAGUAGCAAGAUUGAAUGUGUUGUAAAUUUGUUGAACUGUACAUAAAAAACAUCCAGCGAUUUUGUAUAUAGUUUAAAUAUAUCAUGUGUGUCUUCUUCACCAAACAGUCUUCAGUUUUGUAUGAAUAAAUUACAUACAUAAUGCAUGACUUGAAUUAUAGUACUGCGUGUACAACACAUUAUUGUAUGUGUUCUGUUAUUUGACCCAAUUAUAAUGUUGAAUAUUAGACUUAAAAAGAGAGAAAAAAAUGUAUAACUUCUCUGGUCGAAAAUGAACGGGUAUCUGCAUCGCACUCAACCAUGAGGACAGUGACUGCUGUGCCUGUGUAUGGCCAGCAAUCCAGUAGUGUAAAUCAUCGAAGGCAACACGCAUUUGUUGACGAGUCGGUAUACAUCCAUGUUACCAGACCACAUCUGGUGUUGAAAUUUUGGAUAUUGCU
Molecule: messenger RNA, 4307 nt
Organism: Dreissena polymorpha
Lineage: Eukaryota; Metazoa; Mollusca; Bivalvia; Myida; Dreissenidae
Exons: 4
Coding region: 204-2228 (674 amino acids)
Molecular function (GO): protein binding
Source: RefSeq, a predicted model, not a curated record